Messenger RNA from Nerophis lumbriciformis (worm pipefish), 2319 nucleotides. RefSeq names its product mitochondrial carnitine/acylcarnitine carrier protein-like. NCBI's taxonomy places the organism in Eukaryota, Metazoa, Chordata, Actinopteri, Syngnathiformes, Syngnathidae. The record is from RefSeq and is a predicted model, not a curated record. Gene Ontology annotation, cellular component: mitochondrial envelope; cAMP-dependent protein kinase complex; cytosol. Gene Ontology annotation, biological process: negative regulation of cAMP-dependent protein kinase activity; mitochondrial transport; carnitine transmembrane transport. Gene Ontology annotation, molecular function: cAMP binding; O-acyl-L-carnitine transmembrane transporter activity; protein kinase A catalytic subunit binding.
UGUCAGCUAGCGAUAGGUGUGCCAGUUGUCAGCUAGCGAUAGGUGUGCCAGUUGUCAGCUAGCGAUAGGCGUGCCAGUUGUCAGCUAGCGAUAGGCGUGCUAGUUGUCAGCUAGCGAUAGGCGUGCUAGUUGUCAGCUAGCGAUAGGCGUGCCAGUUGUCAGCUAGCGAUAGGCACACUAGUUAUCAGCUAGCGAUUUGUGCGGCAGUUUUCAGCUAGCAAUUGCCGCGCUCGUUGACAGCUAGCGAUUGGCACACUAGUUGACAGCUAGGGAUUUGGGGCACUAGUUGUCAGCUAGUGAUUAGCGCACUAAUUGCCACCUAGAAAUUAGUGUGCUAGUUGUUAGCUGGCAAUUUAUAGUUGCCAGCUGGCUAUUAGCGGCACAAUACUAUAAUAAUAUGAAUAUUAUUAAUAUUGCUCAAUAACAAGGUACCAGGUUAAUUUAAAUUGCAAUCAGAAUAUAUGUAAGUAUGGGGCUCCAUGGCCUGGAAAAUGUUGAAGACCCCUGCUCUACGCAAUGCUAGCACAUUAUACGAUUUUACUUAACCUCUCUGCAGUUGAGGCGUGGCCACUAUAUGAGGGAAAAAAACAGUAAACUAUGUUGACUACUCUUUGGUUUGUAGUUGUUCUGCAGUGUUUUAUAUGUUUAGAAGCAGUGAGGGAAUUGAACAUUUGGUGCCUUACUGUACCUCUACCUUCUUUGAGAAGUUGAACAUAUCAGGGACAAGGUAUAUUUCUUUUUAUAGUGUGUGUGUGUUUUUUGUGUCCGCAAUACAACACUACACACAUUGACCACAUACACACGCUUCACAACUGUUGACAUUGAUUCAGCACUCUAUGAAUGUUAGCGUGUAGGGAAAAAAAAAAAAAAAAAAUCUACGUGUAAUAAGACUUUUUAAGGAUGUGUAGCCGUCCAAUGGCGGUGCAUAAAGUGUGAAAACACGUUUUUUUCCAGUGUCCUUCCUUUGCCAUUAGGCAGUCAUGGGGGUAAAGAGUGGGUCAAUACUUUCCAACAGGCUGUGCCAGAUAACGCAAUCAAUGAAGCGGCUGUAAAGUAUGCACAGAGGGGACUCUUAAUGUGUUUUUAGCAUCGAGUUGGAUGAGCUCUGACGGAAAGCAAUGAGUACCGCAGACAUCCCGGCCGGCCUGAAGGAGCUGCUGCAGAAAUACACAGUGGAGGUGCUUCGCCACAGGCCCGCAAACUUGGUGGAUUUCGCCGUGCAGCAUUUCACGCAGAUCCUGCAGGGCCAGAGCAACCACAAGCGAGGCGGCAAAACGGCCCGCAAAGGCGUCACUUUUGCAAGCCAUGACAGCGGUCCAGAGGACAAAGAAGAGGAAAAGAAGGAGAAGGAGCCUGUCAACUCCACCAAAUACAACCGCAGAGUUUCAGUUUGUGCAGAGGCCUACGACCCCGACGACGACGAGGAAGGCGACAGCGAGCCUCGGGUGGUGCAUCCCAAAACAGACGAGCAGCGUCGGCGGCUUCAGGAGGCCUGCAGAGACAUUUUACUCUUCAAAACUCUGGAGCAGGAGCAGUUCUUUGAGGUUUUGGAUGCCAUGUUUGAGGUGCAGGUCAAAGCUCAGGACCACAUCAUCGACCAAGGAGACGACGGAGACAAUUUCUACGUCAUCGAGAAAGGUGAGUAUGACAUAUUGGUGGAGAAGGAGGGCGUGAGCGUGCGUGUGGGAAAGUACGACAACAAGGGCAGUUUUGGAGAGCUGGCACUCAUGUACAACACGCCGCGAGCCGCCACCAUCGUGGCCACGCAGGCGGGUGCCCUGUGGGGUCUGGACAGAGCCACCUUCCACCGGCUGAUGGUGAAGAACAACGCCAAGAAGAGGAGGACGUACGAGGCCUUCGUGGAAUGUGUUCCUCUGCUCAAGUCUUUGGAGCUCUCGGAGAGAAUGAAGAUCGUGGACGUGUUGGGAGCACGGAGCUUCAAAGAUGGCGAGCGCAUCAUCGCGCAGGGAGACAUGGCGGACUGUUUCUAUAUCGUGGAGACGGGACAAGUUAGGAUCAUGAUCAAAAGCAAAACGAACGCGGGCCAGCAGGACCAAGCGGAGGUGGAGGUGGCUCGUUGCUCUCAAGGACAAUAUUUUGGAGAGCUGGCUCUGGUGACCAACAAACCUCGUGCAGCUUCUGUCUAUGCUGUUGGACACACCAAAUGUUUGGUGAUCGACAUCCAGGCUUUCGAGCGUCUGUUGGGUCCGUGCAAGGAGAUCUUGAAGAGGAACAUCUCUCAGUACGAAGAGCAGCUUGUGGCGUUGUUUGGUUCCAGUGUGGAUUUGAAACACUAGCACAACUACUACAUGUAAAAUA